Trichophyton rubrum CBS 118892 is the source of this 486-nucleotide messenger RNA. RefSeq lists its product as uncharacterized. The coding region runs from base 1 to 486 and encodes 161 amino acids. Gene Ontology annotation, biological process: mitochondrion organization. The record is from RefSeq and is a predicted model, not a curated record. Lineage: Eukaryota; Fungi; Ascomycota; Eurotiomycetes; Onygenales; Arthrodermataceae. The transcript has 3 exons. Gene Ontology annotation, cellular component: mitochondrion; nucleus.
AUGGCCCGUCAACGCCGUUCCGCUGCCCCCGCUCGCAGCGCCCCUCCCAGACCUACCGCUGCCCCAGCUAGACCAGCUGCUCCUCAGAUGCAGCAGCAGAGACCAUCUUCUACCGCCGCUGCUCCCGUUCAGACCCAGCAAGCUCCCGCUCAGUCUAGCGGUGGAUCCAGCUUGUUCGGCCAGAUGGCUGCCACCGCCGGUGGUGUUGCUGUCGGUUCCUCCAUCGGCCAUGCUGUCGGCAGCUUCUUCACCGGUGGCUCUUCCAGCGCUGCCCCAGCCGAGACCCAGCAGGCUGCUGCCGCUCAACCCAUGGACAACUCAUUGUACCAGGCCAACUCCACCAGCGGAUGGGCUGAGGAUGCUCCCUGUGCCGCCGAUGCUCGAAGCUUCAGGAAGUGCAUGGAUGACAACCGUGGUGACCUCACCAUCUGUGGAUGGUACAUGGACCAGCUGAAAGCCUGCCAGCAGGCUGCUAAGCCUUACUAG